Messenger RNA from Acaulospora morrowiae, 740 nucleotides. The record is from the annotation of a GenBank genome assembly. Lineage: Eukaryota; Fungi; Glomeromycota; Glomeromycetes; Diversisporales; Acaulosporaceae.
GUCCCGAACCACAUGCAUAUGGUCCCGAUUCAAAUGAAUAUGCUGAAAUAGGAUCUGCGGGUUACAAUUCAUCACAUAUAACUACUCACAAAAAUCAUGGCACUCAUGGCACUCUACUCACAAGUGAAUAUAAUUCAACACCGAAACAACAUGUUAACAUUUCUGGUGGUGAGAAUCAAGAACGCAUUGGAGAAGUCGUGACGAAAAAGGAGACCAUUGUUACUGAAAAGGAUUCGAUGAACGUCGGUUCAGCUCAGAGAAUUAAAAAGAAACAAGAUAUAAACAUUAUUAAAAAUAUCGGUUCGGAUGAAAAGACUAUUGUCGAGGAGCAUAGAGUAUUACCGGUAAAGGGAGGAAGUGGAUCAAUGGAAACAAAUGUGGUCAAGGAAUUUUCUACAGGGAAAAUGGUUACACCAUCAAAAGAAACGAGAGAAACAAAAAUAAUUAAAGAAGGUAAUGUCACAACUAAAAUUACGACAGUUACCGAUGAAAACGGUGUUACCACUGUCACCACCGAAACUGAAACCGAGGGUCCUACAGAGCUCACCACCAUCAAUUAUGAGGGUCCAGAAAGAGUAUACGCUGGAGGAGCUGGUGGAGCCGGUGGAUACGGCACUUAUACCACCACCGACACCAGCACUGAUACCACCACCGAUGGCAACACUGUCACCUAUACUACUACCACCACCGAGACAACUACUACCAGCGAGGGUAGUAAAACCCCUAGUAAAAGAAAAUAA